GACGUCCUCUCCAAAGUCUGCCCGAUUUCUAAAGUUAGCGCUGAAGACGUGGGAGCUCUGCGUCUCUAAAUAGCGGGCAGAACGCUUCAAGUCACCCUGUAGACGCUUUUUCCGUACAGCAACAUGGCCGCGCCCGUUGGCUCGUAGAAAAGGAGAAAUUUCGUUGCUGUGCAAGUGGCAUCUUUCAUGACCACUCUACAGGGGUGCUGUUUCCUUAAUGCAAGUCUGAGAGGCGUUGUGCAAUUUUUCUGACAGGAAGCGGUUACGUAGGACAUAGUUAAUGCUGAGUAAGCAAUGUCGAGGACUUUACCAUCUUUUAUAAAAAGGACAUUAUCUUGAAUGACUUCCUGACUUGGAGGAUGGUGGACCUAAUGGCUAGAUUCAAGGACCAAACAGGAGGUUCUGUGGAGGCCCAGGAAGAUAGGAGGAUUCAAUUGGGAUUCCAGAAAUAAGAUCAAGUUUUAACUCUCCUUUGCUAAAUUGGCUGAAAAUUUUGAAUUAACUCUGAAAUUAAAAGUUUAUAUUAAAACAUUACAUUUUUCCUUAACAUCGUAUCAUGACUAUCAAAUCCUCUUUUGUGCAUAUGUCAAGUUUAUAUUCUUACACAUGAAAUCUACCUGUGUAUAUGAAGCAUAUUUUUAUUGAAAUGUAGGACAUUUAAUAAUUUAAUCUGGAAAGUCGGGUUUUAUAUCUAGACCCUAAUUUCCAGAGUUUUUUUUUCUUUCUUUUUUAAAAGAAGAAAAUGUCUGUGGUGCAUCAGCUGUCACCAGGAUGGUUACUAGAUCAUCUUUCUUUUAUUAACAACAUAAACUAUCAACUUCACCAACAUCAUGAGCCUUCUUUGAUCUCUUUUGGAACCUCUGAUACAUUUAUUGCUUUUGACUCUACCUCUAGGCCAGAUUAUGAUGACAGAGGAGAUGGUGAAAUCUUUAUACAGAAAUAUGUUUUUCGAUCUGAGCUAUUUAAUGUCACCAAGCCUUAUAUAACUACAGCUGUUCACAAAGAAUGCCAACAAAGGAAUGAAAAGGAGAACCCAGUGAGUGGUGUUAAAGAAGAAAACUUCAAUUCUAUUACUGGCAAGAAGCGUAAAAGAUGUGUUGUUUUCAAUCAAGGGGAAUUGGAUGCUAUGGAAUACCAUACAAAGAUCAGAGGACUGAUUUUGGAUGGCUCUUCAGAGUUAAUCCAAGAAGGUCUCAAAAGUGGCUUUCUUCAUCCAUUUUCUGAAAAAUGGAAUGAGUGUAGUGGGUCCAUUACUUUACCACUUGAUACCUGCAAUUUGUCAGAAUUAUGUGCAAUGGCAAAACAUUUGCCUUCUCUGAAUGAAAUGGAACUUCAGGCAUUACAAUUGAUGGAAGAGGAUAUGUCUGUUACAGAACAGGAUUUAUUUUCACGGAUUGUUGAAAACAACUCUAGCUUUACAAAAAUUAUUACUUUAAUGGGACAGAAAUACCUGGUGCCACCAAAAAGCAGUUUUCUUUUGUCUGACAUUUCUUGCAUGCAUCCACUUCUGAAUUGUAGGAAAACAUAUGAUGUAAUUGUGAUAGAUCCACCAUGGCAGAACAAAUCAGUUAAAAGGAGUAACAGGUACAAUUAUUUGUCACCACUACAAAUAAAGCAGAUACCUAUCCCUAAACUGGCUGCUCCUGACUGUCUUGUUAUUACUUGGGUGACCAAUAGACAGAGGCACCUACGUUUUGUAAAGGAAGAACUUUAUCCUUCUUGGUCUGUUGAGGUAGUAGCUGAAUGGCACUGGGUAAAAAUCACCAAUUCAGGAGAGUUUGUGUUCCCAUUAGAUUCUCCACACAAAAAGCCUUAUGAAGGUCUUAUACUGGGGAGAGUUCGAGAAAAAACUGCUAUACCAUUAAGGAAAGAAGAUGUAAAAAUGCUCCCUCUUCCAGAUCAUAAGUUAAUUGUUAGUGUGCCCUGUACUCUUCACUCACAUAAGCCACCGCUUGCUGAGGUUCUAAAAGACUAUGUCAAGCCAGAUGGGAAAUGUUUGGAAUUGUUUGCUCGAAAUUUACAGCCAGGUUGGACUAGUUGGGGCAAUGAAGUUCUCAAAUUUCAACACAUGGAUUAUUUUGUUGCUCUGGAGUCUAGAAGCUGAGUGUGGUCUUAAACUUGUGAUUUUCUUCAGUUUUUCCUCACCCCUUCUUCCUUCAUUCUAACUGAUUGUUCCUUUUCUUACCAACCAGUAUGCUUAGAAAUGUAAACAGGACUUGGUUUUUCUGCAAAAGACCAGAAGUGACUAGUCUUUAUGUAAUUUUGAGAUGAAUCUACUUCAGUUGCAUUAGUAUUCUCCAUUAUUCCAGAUUCACUGUAAAUAAAGAGGCAAGUAGUUAAAAAAAUGACAAGACUUUGUUCUUGAAAAAGUCCAGAAAGCAUGCACUGUGGACCAGAGGUUGUAAUUCUGCCCAUGGAUGUGUUUUGUUUGGCCUAUAUGAUGUUGUAAAAAAAAAAAAAAUUUAAGCCAUCAUUCUAAAAAAUCAGGGAAUUUCACAUAAAGUCUAGACUUCUGCUUUUCUUUAAACAUCAGAACCUCUGGCUGCACUGCAGUCUGUAUUCUUUCCUGUAUCAGUAAGUAGGACCUACUGGUAGCAACUCACUUGGGAAGGGACAUGUGCAAAGUAAAAUAUUUUUACUAAAAUGA
Messenger RNA from Suricata suricatta (meerkat), 2647 nucleotides. RefSeq names its product methyltransferase like 4 (gene METTL4). Bases 743 to 2104 code for a protein of 453 amino acids. The transcript is spliced from 10 exons. Gene Ontology annotation, cellular component: cytosol; nucleus; RNA N6-methyladenosine methyltransferase complex. The record is from RefSeq and is a predicted model, not a curated record. Lineage: Eukaryota; Metazoa; Chordata; Mammalia; Carnivora; Herpestidae. Gene Ontology annotation, molecular function: site-specific DNA-methyltransferase (adenine-specific) activity; RNA methyltransferase activity; nucleic acid binding.